Ornithodoros turicata is the source of this 816-nucleotide messenger RNA. RefSeq lists its product as uncharacterized. Lineage: Eukaryota; Metazoa; Arthropoda; Arachnida; Ixodida; Argasidae. The record is from RefSeq and is a predicted model, not a curated record. Bases 112 to 810 code for a protein of 232 amino acids. The transcript is spliced from 5 exons.
UUUUAUUACCUCUCACGAUGUAGCGGUGCGUCGGAAGCAGCAACACAUGGGAGAGACUGACGUAGCUUGUCAUAAACUUGGCCUCCAACGAAGCCUCCCGGCGCCCCCACGAUGAUUCUCUACCUCCUGCUGAUCCUACUUUGUUCUGUGGUUGUGACUGCCAACGAUCCUUCACGGAUUUUAGGACCAACCGAAAUUGCCAUUGUGGUGAAAGAUGGUUUCUCUAGGUCCGAAGUGGGACUACCCGAGUGUAACUGGAAGGGCAACUGCAGCAGCAGCAGCAGGACAUGCAAUAACGGAACCACCACAUGCGCCUGCCCCUCGGGGUUCAAGAUGAAUAAAGGCUUGUGCGUCUACACAGAGACUGCACUUUCUGACACGGGGGUCAUCUACAAGGUGACUCUGAUCGUGGCAGCGAUCUUCAUGGUCCUAAUUUUCUUCAUUUUCGUCGGGUGCCUCGUCAAGAAGACAUGCGACAGAGCCAGGGAGUACAGUGCCAGGUUACAAGAAGCGAAUGCAUGCUCUGUGUACGUUGUCCCGAGGGAGUUCCAAGGGCUAGAGAAGCCACCCUCAUACAUCGACAUUGUCAAGAUGGAUAACAUGAUAUACGGAGUUCCUCCUCCAGAGUACGGCGAGAGGAAUCCCGGCUCUCCUACCGGAGGUGCAACGCAUGUCCCUCCGGCACCAUUUACACGUCAUGUGCCGCAAGAACCUUUGGUAAACAAUUCAACGCCUUUUUGUUCAGCACAAACAGCAAGUCAGCGAUCGACGCAUGCUGUCUCUGAUGAAGCACAAAUAAAUUUGACGUAACUUUGC